AUGGGCGACUUCCCGUGGCUCCAAUCGCCAGCCAAAAGGGCACCUGGACCAGUGUAUUUUAUAUGGAGAACCCGCUGCGCCAGGGUGCUGACAAAGCAGCCAUGCGGGGCAAAGCAGCCGCGCCAGCCAACACAACCAGCCACGCUGGCGACCCAUGGGCCUGGUGAGAGUCAAAGAGGCGCCUGGGGACCAUAUCCACCUGGACCACUGGCUCCUCCUCCACCAACUUAUCCUUUUGGACCAGGAUUUUUCCCACCACCCUAUGUUCCAGGGAGAUUUCCACCACCCCUUCCUCCACGCUAUGGUCCAGAGAGAAUCCCACCACCCCCUCCUCCACCCUAUGUUCCAGGGAGAAUCCCACCACCCCCUCCUCCACCCUAUGUUCCAGGGAGAAUCCCACCACCCCCUCCUCCACCCUAUGUUCCAGGGAGAAUCCCACCACCCCCUCCUCCACCCUAUGUUCCAGGGAGAAUCCUACCAUCCCCUCAUCAUCCCCUUUAUCGCCCAGGUUAUCCACAGCCACCUUUCCAACCAAGACCCUAUCCACCUGGACCUCUAUUUUUCCCUGUAAAUUCUCCAACUGAUCCUACCCUCCCUACUUUGGCACCCCAAAUACGAACAACUCCAAAAGAAACCAUCACCACCACAGAAGAUACCAUCACCCUUACAACUACUGCUGCUGCUAACAAAAAUGAGAAUUUCAACACUACUUCAAAGAGACUAUUAGACAAAAUCACUUCCAUUAUUGGAUGAGAAUGAAAAAUUCCAAAGCACUGAGUUUUUGAGAGAAAUAUCUUAUAGAGAAAUUGUGAAACAAUCCCCAAAAACCUUUAUAUUAAUAGGGAAAAAUAAA
This is a messenger RNA of Cebus imitator (Panamanian white-faced capuchin), 853 nucleotides long. RefSeq names its product pollen-specific leucine-rich repeat extensin-like protein 2. Bases 1 to 753 code for a protein of 250 amino acids. The record is from RefSeq and is a predicted model, not a curated record. The transcript is spliced from 2 exons. NCBI's taxonomy places the organism in Eukaryota, Metazoa, Chordata, Mammalia, Primates, Cebidae. Gene Ontology annotation, biological process: regulation of sensory perception of pain. Gene Ontology annotation, molecular function: endopeptidase inhibitor activity.